AUGCCCACGCCCCAUGACGAACAUGACGAAACAUCACCCACACCCACGCUCGACAUCUCCACAUCCAGUCCAACUCACGCGACUUGCCCGCCAGAGGACCGGUCAAUCACUACACAAUCAGAGAACAAUGUUCUGCCAACCUCCGAAUCGAGUCGCAAUCUUGUAACCGAUCCCGUCGCGCAGAUGCCCACGCCUGAGGAGGAUCAAGAUCCACAGCCGACGACCAUGCCCGAACCACCCACGAAACCCAUGGACUUGGACGAAGACAGCCUCUCAAAAGAGGCGCGUCUGCCAACCCCUUCCAGUCCCGUAAACGACGACACGAAAGAGACAGAAUCGCGAGUCACACCUCCAACCUCGGUCCGGUCCUCUCCCACUCCUUCGAGUUAUCCUCUUAGCAGAAAAAGGCUGAUACCUUGUUUGACGUCCUCCUUCUUCCAAUCGGGUAGCAAGUUUCGAGGAACACAACAGUCGGAUCGUCAAACCUACGAUGUGCAGGUUGAGAUCAAGCAUGUCGACAUGGAAGAGUCGUUUGUGUGCGGCUACUUGCGUAUUCAAGGGCUUACCGACGACCAUCCGACGUUAACCACGUAUUUCGAAGGCGAGAUCAUCGGUACCAAACAUUCGUUCCGCACUGCACAUCCAGAAUGGGGCUCUACAGAAAAGGUCGACAUGCAACAUUGGGCUCGUUUUCCACCCUGGAAACCUCUUGCUAAGCACGCCAAAUCGCCCAACUUCACAUGCCAGGACUAUGCACAGCGCGAGCAUCUGUUUAUGAGAUGGAAAGAGUACUUCUUGGUCCCAGAUCACAAGGUCAAAUCCAUCACCGGAGCUAGCUUUGAAGGCUUCUACUACAUCUGCUUCAACCAGCGCAAUGGUUCUGUGUCUGGAAUCUACUUCCACUCUCGCAGCGAAAAAUAUCAACAGCUUGAGUUGGUGCAUGUAGAAGAUCGUGGCUGUGUUGGUGCUGUCGAGUUCCGAUAG
Messenger RNA from Aureobasidium namibiae CBS 147.97, 984 nucleotides. RefSeq lists its product as uncharacterized. Gene Ontology annotation, cellular component: extrinsic component of membrane; GID complex. Gene Ontology annotation, biological process: proteasome-mediated ubiquitin-dependent protein catabolic process; negative regulation of gluconeogenesis; protein catabolic process in the vacuole. Bases 1 to 984 code for a protein of 327 amino acids. Lineage: Eukaryota; Fungi; Ascomycota; Dothideomycetes; Dothideales; Saccotheciaceae. The transcript has 4 exons. The record is from RefSeq and is a predicted model, not a curated record.